ACUGUGCGACAUGCCGGAUGAAAACGAGACAGCUUAGUAAGCGCUGCACUUUGACUGCAGCGUCUGAACGUUGUCGUUGCUUUGUGACUUCAUUUGUAUCAUUUUUAAAGUGUGCCCGUCAUUGCUGCGUUCACAGGAGCUGUCAGCGGCUGCACGGCUGUGGCCUCGUACUUUAAACGUCAGUCUGCGGCCCACAAACUCAUCUAUAAGCGAGGCUAGCGUUAGCGAGUAGCUACAAGACCCCCGGGGUUUUUUUACGGUGAGCUGGAUAUUCUAGCUGCGUUUGUUUGUUUGUUUGUUUGUUUGUUUGUAACGGCGGUAUGAGUUAUGGAUAUGGAGGUGGAGGUGGAGGUGGGAGAAGAGGCAGAAGAGGAGGUCGAGGGUUUAGAGAUGGAAGCAGAGAAAGAUGGGACAGAGGAGGAGGAGGAGGAGGAGGAGGAGGCUCGAGAGGACACAGUUCCGACUUCGACCAGCACGAAGAAGGAGGAGGAGGAGGAGGAGGAGGAGGAGGAGGAGGACCACGGGAUCGUCCUCCUCCACACCUGAAGGGCCGUGAGAUCGGUCUGUGGUACGCAAGAUACGGAGCCGUGAGGAGGAAACAGGCUGACCGGAGAUCGCGGGCGGUGGUCCAGAUGGAUGAGGCCAGAGAGCAGCACAUUACCAAGCUGCUUAACUCUGUCCAGAGUGAUCACCCUGGUCCAGCGAGAGACGGCUGGGAUGGAAGAGCCUCUACAUCUGGCAGCUGGCGGACACCUGCAAGUAAAGGUGGUCAUUGUUUCUUUGAUGGAGAUGAGCCUGAAGAGGAGAAACUGAAGCAUGAGAUCAAGUCAGAGGAAGAGGAGGAGGCAGUUGCUAAAGAUGAGCCCCCAGACACCUGGGAUGAAGAAGAACAGCAGGUGGAGGAGAAAGAGAAACCGAGAUGGAAAGACAAGGACGUGGAGUUCCUAUUUCAGGAAGUAGUCAGAGACAGCUCACUGGACGACCGCUUAAAGAGAGAUCUGCAGAGCAAGAAAUCAGACCCAAAAUACAAAGAAAUGCUGAAAUUCAGGGAAAAACUGCCGUCCUACGGGAAAAGAGAGGAGCUGGUGAAGCUGAUCAACUCGAACCGUGUCCUGGUGGUGAGUGGAGAAACGGGGUGUGGAAAGACCACUCAGGUCACCCAGUUCAUCCUUGAUGACUAUAUCAACAGAGGCAUGGGCUCGCUGUGCCGUGUGGUCUGCACUCAACCUCGCCGCAUCAGUGCCAUCUCGGUAGCAGAGCGUGUAGCGGCAGAGAGGGCAGAGAGUGUAGGGAAUGGGAAUUCUUGUGGUUACCAAAUCCGCCUGCAGAGCCGGUUACCACGGAGACAAGGUUCGGUCCUGUACUGUACUACAGGCAUUAUUCUUCAGUGGCUUCGCUCAGACCCAUUGUUGUCCAGUAUCAGCCACCUGGUGUUGGACGAGAUCCAUGAGCGGAACCUGCAAUCUGACGUUUUGCUCGUCAUUGUGAAGGACCUACUCAACCUUCGAGACGACCUCAAGAUCAUUCUCAUGAGUGCCACGCUCAACGCAGAGAAGUUUUCUAGAUAUUUUGACAACUGUCCAAUGAUCCACAUCCCUGGUUUGACGUUUCCAGUGGAAGAGUUCCUCCUUGAGGACAUUUUGGAGAUGACCAGAUAUCAUCCCCAGAAUCAGGACCGUCGCCCCACAUGGAAGAGAGGCUUUUGGCAGGGGCGCAACUCCAGACCUGAGAAAGAGGAGAAAGAGGCUGAAUACAAGGAGAGCUGGCCUUCGUAUGCACGCACACUCCAGGGCAGAUACUCUGAUAACACCAUUGAGGCAGUGGAGAUGUUGGACAAUGAUGACAAGAUUGAUCUGGAGCUGAUAGUUUCACUGAUUCGCCAUAUUGUGCUGAAUGAUGAGGAAGGAGCAAUCUUGGUGUUUCUGCCUGGCUGGGACAACAUCAGCAACCUCAAUGACCUGCUCACGGCUCAGCAGAUGUUCCGAUCAGACCGAUUCGUUAUCAUCCCUUUGCACUCCCUCAUGCCUACUGUUAAUCAGACGCAGGUGUUCAAAAGGCCUCCUCCUGGAGUUAGAAAGAUUGUGAUUGCUACCAAUAUAGCUGAGACCAGCAUCACCAUAGAUGACGUUGUUUAUGUGAUAGAUGGAGGCAAGAUUAAGGAGACCAACUUUGACACCAACAACAACAUCAGCACCAUGACAGCGGAGUGGGUUAGCCUGGCCAAUGCCAAACAGAGGAAAGGGCGUGCCGGCAGAGUGUGCCCAGGGAAAUGCUAUCAUCUGUACAAUGGUCUCAGGGCCAGCCUGCUCGAUGCCUAUCAGUUACCCGAAAUCAUGAGGACACCGCUGGAGGAGCUGUGCCUGCAGAUCAAGAUAUUGAAGCUCGGGUCUAUAGUUCGAUUCCUGGAGAAAGCGCUGGACCCGCCCACUGAAAAGGCCGUCAACCUAGCCAUCAAGAACCUUGUAGACCUGAACGCCCUGGACCGUGCAGAGAAUCUGACAGCGCUGGGUUUCCACCUGGCUCGUCUGCCUGUGGAGCCUCACAUUGGCAAACUCAUCCUGUUCGGGGCUCUGUUGGGCUGCCUCGACCCCAUACUCACCAUUGCUGCUUCACUCAGCUUCAAAGACCCUUUCUUCAUACCCCUGGGUAAAGAGAAGAUGGCAGACAUGAGGAGAAGGAUCCUGUCCAGAAACUCCAAGAGUGACCACCUCACUAUUGUCAAUGCCUUCCAGGGCUGGGAGGAAGCGAAGCAGCACGGUUCCAGGUAUGAGAGGGAGUACUGCUGGGACAACUUCCUGUCUGCCAAUACACUCCAGAUGCUGCACAACAUGAAGGGUCAGUUUGCUGAGCAUCUAAUGCAUGCAGGCUUUGUCAGCAGCAAAGACCCCAAAGACCCCAAAUCUAACGUCAACUCAGACAAUGAGAAGUUAAUCAAGGCGGUGAUUGUAGCUGGCCUGUACCCUAAGGUGGCAAUGAUCAGACCAUCUCACAGCAAAAAGAGGCCAGGACCCAAGGUGUACACCCAGGCUGAUGGAAAGGUGUGUAUCCACCCGAAAUCCGUCAACGCUGAAGAGACGGAGUUCAACUACACAUGGCUCAUCUACCACCUCAAAAUGAGAACAAGCAGUAUCUUCCUGUACGACUGCACGGAGGUGUCCCCAUUCUCGCUGCUGUUCUUCGGAGGAGACAUCACAAUCCAGAAAGACGACGGCCAGGAGACUGUUGCGGUGGACCAGUGGAUCGUCUUCAGAUCCCCGGCACGCAUCGCUCACCUGGUCAAGAGUUUAAAGAAAGAGCUAGAUUCUCUGUUGGAGGAGAAAAUUCGUAAACCUGCUCCUGUGGACUGGCAAAACCGUCAGUCCAAAGACUGCGCUGUCAUCACAGCCAUCAUAGACCUCAUCACCACCCAGGAGAAGCCUACAGGCGGCACGAAGGGCUAUGGCAGAACGUGGGCGUCUGCCCCGAGAGGACAACACAUUCACUUCAAUGACGACGAUGACGAUGAUGAUGAUUAGGAACUGGCUGUGUUUUUGGCCGGCUAUGAAGAGAAGGGCCUGGGAAAUGACUAUGGCUACAUCUUUGGACACAGAGGUUAGUUGGGAUAUUUAUGAUAACCAGCUGGCCUACUUGAUGGUGCCUGUUGCUUGAAAUUCUAGUGCUCCCUGGGUGCUCCUGAAAGCCAAAACUAGGGCGCAAAAGUACUGGAACAUGUUACGCACUUGACUUUUUUUGAUUAUUCAAUCAUUAUUUUGCAAGGACCAAUCCAUGUUCAAAUACACUCAGUAGCUGUUUAUUGUUUAGUUUGUAGAUUUCUGGUUUGGAUGAAUCUUGCUCUUGUAUUUGAGGAAUGUCACUUAAUGGACUGCGCAAUAAAAAUAAAUAAAAAGUA
Messenger RNA from Dicentrarchus labrax (European seabass), 3889 nucleotides. RefSeq names its product DEAH (Asp-Glu-Ala-His) box polypeptide 36 (gene dhx36). NCBI's taxonomy places the organism in Eukaryota, Metazoa, Chordata, Actinopteri, Moronidae. The record is from RefSeq and is a predicted model, not a curated record. Gene Ontology annotation, cellular component: cytoplasm; intracellular anatomical structure; nucleus. Gene Ontology annotation, molecular function: G-quadruplex RNA binding; ATP binding; DNA helicase activity. The transcript is spliced from 25 exons. The coding region runs from base 321 to 3515 and encodes 1064 amino acids.